This is a messenger RNA of Temnothorax curvispinosus, 951 nucleotides long. RefSeq lists its product as uncharacterized. The coding region runs from base 1 to 699 and encodes 232 amino acids. The transcript is spliced from 5 exons. NCBI's taxonomy places the organism in Eukaryota, Metazoa, Arthropoda, Insecta, Hymenoptera, Formicidae. The record is from RefSeq and is a predicted model, not a curated record.
AUGGUCCGGUCGUUGAAGAGCGUCAGGAGAACCGGGAUGUCGGCGCACGGAGAUAACGUGACGAUUGGCUCGUCUCCGUAUUAUUUUCGCCACACCACCAGAGAAUCAUCGGCAAGGCCGCAGGAUGAUUCUGUCACACAGAAACAAAAUGUGGACGACAAGCCUCCGGUAAUUUUAACGAUCGGGUCGUCCAAGGGAAGAUGCAAGUACUGUGUUUACAGCCUCGCUGGGAUGCUGGCCAUCUUAUUGUGCUUGGUAAUCGGCGGGAUGCUGUUCCCAUAUCCUCUGCAUGCCUCCUGCAUUGUUAAAUGGAAGUUUGACGAUCCAUGCGCGUAUGUGAUGCAGAAAUUCCGACGCCAGAUAACGAAUUGGUCUUCUUGGAACGCUUGUCGACAACGCAGCGGCGCUUGUCUAUAUACGCUUAAGAUACCUGUGGAGAAUAACAUAAUCAGAGCGACGCAUAAGACGUCGAAUCUGAAGUCACUUGAGAGGAUCGAGAUCAUCUUCGAGGAGAUGAACAACACAUGCCUUGCUAAGGCCGAUUCUGUUUCAAACGAAUGGUUCAUGAUAUUCGAUUACGGCGCGAAUUACUGCAAUCUGCACAAUUUGGUAGUGGGAGCCGGUCUCGACAGACACGCGAAAUUUCUGGAGCUGACGAAUGAUGCUGUGUGCACGCAAUUCAAUAUGGCAGUCUGUUGAUGAAACAAGCCACGCCACUUACUUGUGAUUUUUCAAACAUUUAUAUAAUAAUAGACGAUUUUUGGCGAUCGUUUGAUAUGGUUUGGUACAUAUACCAAAGUUGCUAUCCGUGGCUGAUAUUGGUUCUGGUGCAGUUUGGUACCCUUUGAUUGCUUAUACCAGAGUCACGCCAAAAAUUGCCUAAUGUAAAUUUAUGAAUACACGUAUACAUGUGUAUAUAUAGAUAUCAAUUUAUUUCAAAAUUUAUAUGUA